This is a messenger RNA of Dioscorea cayenensis subsp. rotundata (Guinea yam), 1663 nucleotides long. Its product is annotated as anthocyanidin-3-O-glucoside rhamnosyltransferase-like. The transcript has a single exon. NCBI's taxonomy places the organism in Eukaryota, Viridiplantae, Streptophyta, Magnoliopsida, Dioscoreales, Dioscoreaceae. Gene Ontology annotation, molecular function: UDP-glycosyltransferase activity. The record is from RefSeq and is a predicted model, not a curated record. The coding region runs from base 94 to 1494 and encodes 466 amino acids.
UGUGUGUGUAUAUAUAUAUAUAUAGCCAACAACACAAGAUGUUCGACCAGUAGAGAUCCCAUCCCACCAAGUCGUCGCAAGGUGUUCGACAAAAUGCCUCCUCUUGAAACGGACGCCGAGCUCCACCUCGUCAUGUAUCCGUUUCUCGCCUUCGGUCAUAUUAAUCCCUUCAUCCAGCUCGCGCGCAAGCUCUCCGCCCAUCCCGGCAUACGCAUCACCUUCAUCACCACCACCGGCACACUUCAUCGCAUCACCCACCUCCUCUCUGACUCCCCCGCCGUUUCCGUCCACUCCAUUCAGCUUCCCCACGUCGAUGGCCUUCCUCCUGGAAUCGAGACCACUGCUGACGCAACCCUGGCCAUGGCCGAGCUACUCAAGCGCGCCGUGGACCUCACUCAACCCCAAGUGACCGAGCUGCUCACUCUCCUCCGUCCCCACGCCAUCAUCUACGAGUUCAACCACCAGUGGGUUCCCUCCAUCGCGCGACCACUAGGCGUCAAACCUAUCUUCUUCUCCAUCUUCAGCUCCUUCACGAACGCGUACCUUGUGGUUCCCUCUCGUCGAUCAUGCUCCGGCGAUACGUCAAAGCCGCCACCCGGCUUCCCGGCAACUUCCUCCCUCUCCUCAGUACCGAAGUACCAGGCCAACGACUUCGCCUACAUAUUCAAGAGCUUCGAUGGCAUGCCAUGCGUGUACGAUCGCGUGGUGAGCUGCAUAGACGCCAGCGACGCGAUCAUCAUAAAAUCUUGCAUGGAAAUGGAAAGUCCUUAUAUAAACUACUUGGAAUCUGAGUUUAAGAAGCCUAUACUCACCUUCCCCGCCGUACCGGAGCCGGCAAUAGGCGAUCUAGAGAGUCACUGGGAGGAGUGGCUAGAGAGGUUCCCAGAGGACUCUUCUGUCAUUCUCUGCUCCUUUGGGAGUGAGGCCUUCCUCGAUGAUUAUAGUAUCAAACAACUACUUCUCGGUCUGGAAAUGACCGGGUUACCAUUCAUAGUUGUACUCAACUUUACAAAAAGUGGUGGUCAUGAUGAGCAAACGUUGAAGAAGAAGUUGCCGGAAGGGUUUGCGGAGAGAGUGAAAGGGAGGGGGAUAGUGCACACCGGGUGGGUGCGGCAACAGCAGUUACUACGCCACCGGAAAGUUGGGUUGUUUGUCACUCAUGCAGGGUUCAGCUCGUUGCUGGAGGGGAUUGUUUAUGGAUGCAGAUUGGUGAUGUUGCCCCAACGUGGGGAUCAGUUCUUGAAUGCGUCCUUAUUCGCCGGAGAUCUUGGUGUGGGUGUGGUGGUGGAGAGGGAUGAGGAAAACGGGACGUUUACCAAAGAGGGAGUUAGAGAUGCAGUGAACAAGAUGAUAAUGAUGGGAAAUGAGAUGCAUGCGAGGGAGAAGGAAAGGAAGUUGAAGGAGUUCUUGAUGAAUAAGGAGGUACAGGGGAUGUUCAUGGUGAACUUCGUCAAGAAGUUGAGGGAAUUAUUAGUUCCUGGGGUUAACAAUUAGCUAGGGUUUAUGCAUGCGGAACUCCCUCGAUCUGUUGUUGAUGUGUAUUAAUUUAUUCCUCAAAUCUUUCAUCUGGUUUGUUCUCUUCUGUUCAUUUUUUUUUUUCUGUGAGUUUGAUCCGUGUUUGGUUAUUCCAACUGAAUAAUAUUGCAUUGCAUUGCAUUGUUUU